This is a messenger RNA of Aspergillus wentii DTO 134E9, 1113 nucleotides long. RefSeq lists its product as uncharacterized. The coding region runs from base 1 to 1113 and encodes 370 amino acids. The record is from RefSeq and is a predicted model, not a curated record. Lineage: Eukaryota; Fungi; Ascomycota; Eurotiomycetes; Eurotiales; Aspergillaceae. The transcript has 2 exons.
AUGUCUCUUGAACCUGAGGGCCAACAGAAGGAUAAGCAAGGAACCACACCCGACCCUCCAGAAUCUUCCGCAGCUCUGUCCAAAUUAGAAUCGAAACAGCCGUUCCCCCCUCUUUCCGAGGAUGACCUUGCGACCACCACACAAGAUGCGCAGGACAACAGCUACCCAGAGGAUGAUGAGCAAGACAUCACAUCACCGAUAUAUGGGGACGUUGAGGUAGAAGACGAUGCCGAUUUUCAAUCGCACUAUUCGUUGGAAAACCAAUCGCUUUCGGACGCCCAUUCGGACUCCGAAGAACAAUCUCCAGAAGAUAAUAUCGCUAUACAUCAUCCUUUUCGACAGUCUUCGAGCUCACUCCACGGACCGAAUGCAUUCGCCCCGCCGUUCUACAAUCGCCCCCCAACACCUUUACCACCUUCCCCUUCGUUGACAUCUCUCCUUCGACCUCCUUUCUCUACUACCACAUCUCGUCCCACAACCCCUGACAGUUCAGAUGUCGAAACGCCCAACGACACCGAGGCAGCUGUUGCAAAGUCAGCACGUCGUGCGACGACGGUGCCUCGCGCGAGCCCGAAAGUACCGACGUAUGAAUACUAUGGAUUUGUUUUAUACCUCGCAUCUUCAUUGGCAUUUUUGAUUUACAUACUAUGGUCAUAUUUACCAUCUCCAUUUUUACAUCAACUCGGCAUCUAUUACUAUCCGAAUCGUUGGUGGUCGCUGGCCUUUCCUUCGUGGCUGGUCAUGUCCAUUAUCUACAUAUUUGUCGCUCUGGCAUCCUACAACACCGGAUACUUGACACUGCCAAUGAAUAGCAUUGAGAAUGUCGUGGAUGAGGUUGCAAAUGUAGCUGUCAUUGAUGGCAAAGGCCGACGGCGACCCGGAGGUGCUACCAGGAUGAAACCAGGUGCAACUUCUUAUCAAAUAAUGGGACCGCAAAACCGCAAAGUCAACUGGAAGGAUAUCUGGAGUGAAGGUACAGAUGCCGUGAUGGAUAUCCCAGUAGGAGGUGUGUGCGAAGUGUUGUAUGGGCCAGAAAGAGACGACGAAGAGGUGUCUGAACAUCCACAUGGGUUUGUAGGCAGUCAGAGAUCAUCUCGUACAGAAGAUAUCUAG